This is a messenger RNA of Mauremys mutica (yellowpond turtle), 1961 nucleotides long. Its product is annotated as myelin-oligodendrocyte glycoprotein-like. The record is from RefSeq and is a predicted model, not a curated record. The transcript is spliced from 4 exons. Gene Ontology annotation, molecular function: signaling receptor binding. NCBI's taxonomy places the organism in Eukaryota, Metazoa, Chordata, Testudines, Geoemydidae. Gene Ontology annotation, biological process: regulation of cytokine production; T cell receptor signaling pathway. The coding region runs from base 104 to 622 and encodes 172 amino acids. Gene Ontology annotation, cellular component: external side of plasma membrane.
AAAAUAAGCCUUGAAAAAUGGUUGGCGCCCACCACACUCUUCUGAAAACCUGAAUGUGCUACUGGCCACAAAAAGGUUGGGAAGCACUGCUGUAGACAGAUCAAUGCAAAGCUCCACUCACUGCACAGCUGCCAGCAGAAAAGCGAACGUGUUCAGAUCCAUAAGGAAUGGGAUGGAGAAUAACACGGAACGUUUGUAUAUAAAUCACGGGGGCAGCCUCGAAUAUCCAGGGACCACCAUGGCUACUACAGCACCGCACACGGGAUAUUUUAAAUCUAUCCUUGAGAACUGGGGAAGAAAUAGGUCUAAAAAGAAAUAUUUGAUGAGAGAAAAGCACCCGGUUCUGAAGAGAUUUUAUACCAAGUGUGUGACUGAGAUUGGGGCUCCUAUCGUACUGAGUGUGGCCCUGUUCUGCCAGAUGCUGCAGAGACCCCAACUGAGAUCUGGGCCCUGUUCUGCCAGGCACCAAAGAGACCCCAGACCCAGCUAUGAUGAUGGGGAAGGUUCCCUCCUUCUCCCCCGGCUCCACAGUGAGCUCCGCUCUGCCCGGCUACGUCGCUCUCUGCCUCGCUCUACAGGUGCAGAGGCUGGUGUCAGCACAGUUCACAGUGACUGGACCUGAUCGUCCAAUCACAGCAUCUGUCGGUGGGGAGGCCGUCCUGCCCUGCCACCUCUCUCCCAGGAUGAGCGCUCAGAGCAUGGAGGUGAGAUGGGUCCGAUCCCAGGACUCUGCAGUUGUGCACCUGUACCAAAAUGGGCAGGAUCAGUAUGAAAAUCAGAUGUUGGACUAUCAAGGAAGGACAGAGCUGCUGAAAGAUGACAUCACCAGUGGAAGUGUUUCCCUGAGAAUACCUGAUAUCCGACCUUCUGACGAAGGUCUGACGCUUGUUUAUUUCAAUCACUUACCUUUUUUCAAGGCGCCUCAGUGCUCCUGCAGGUGGAAGGUUAGUAACUUGUUUCACUGCUGUUUUUACUUCAGAAAGGAUAAUAAAUAGAGAGCUCUUGGGAGACGGUGCUUGUGGUUUCUCUGCCGGCCAAUUCUUUGAAUUCUCUUUUGACUUCCCAUAAUUUCCCAGUAGAGUCAGUGUCUGCUCUCAGGACACAUUGAAGGGCUUGCUGGAAUGCUCUGUACGCUGAGGCUGCUUCUAAACUUUGCUUUGCAAGUGAAGGUUAUGGAAGAGUUCAGCCUUCAUGCAUGUCAAUUAGGUGGUUCACAACUACUCCACAUGAUUCCUCUUAUAUGCACCUGCUGCACCAAGCCUGUUUAUAGCAUUGUUAAAAGGAAAACUGAUUCCCUUACCCCUGCUCACACUAUCAGCCUCCUGGGUUAUGUAGCAGCUUAUCCCUGGUCCUUAGAGAAAAUGAAGGAUCUGCACAUAUGACAGAACAGCAAUCAAUGAGAGGCAGUGGGGCCAAAGGGACUGAAUGCCACUUCUGAUCAAUUCCAACAUUUUAGGGAAUUUUCUCAGCAUCAAAGGCCAGAAUCCUGUUGAUCUUGGGGACAAUCAGAAAACAAAAAUGGGGGGAAAUGGGGGCCAUAUGGAGCUGCUAUCUGUUGAUGGCACCAUUAACACCUUGAAGCAUAACAGCCCUACUCACUCUGCCAACAGAGUUUAUCAUGUUGACACCUCCAGUGUUAGAAGAGAAAUAAUUGUUCUCCCUCCAUGGGGUGGAUACUCAGCCAGCAGGGACAGCCAGAGGGGGUGGAGAGGUCAUUCCUUCCUUCCUCCUUCCCAGUGUCCUGCCUCCUCAAUACCUGCUCCAGUCAGGGGAGAGAGGGCACCAGCCAUCCACCCUACCCUUCCAAUCUAUGGGGGAGAAGAGACACCCAGAAACCAUGGCAUGAUGGAAAGGAUGGGGACCCCAGUGUGGAGGACAUGGAAAUAGGACAGUAAACAGAGCCACUGGCAUGGGGGAAAGGGACAGCAUUGGGGGAAGUGGGAAUGGGGGUGUGCACACAG